Molecule: messenger RNA, 1321 nt
Organism: Elgaria multicarinata webbii
Lineage: Eukaryota; Metazoa; Chordata; Lepidosauria; Squamata; Anguidae
Gene: CEP44
Product: centrosomal protein 44
Exons: 10
Coding region: 29-1171 (380 amino acids)
Cellular component (GO): centrosome; spindle pole
Source: RefSeq, a predicted model, not a curated record
CCUGUGUUAUUGAAAGAAGAAUUAUAACAUGGCUACAGGAGACUUAAAAGGAAACUUGCGUAAGAUAGAACAAGAACUUCGGCUUUUAAAUUAUCCCAGAGAUGUGGACUACAAUGGAUUAGCAAAGGGUGAUCCAUCUGUAUUUUUGCCUAUCAUCAGCUAUUGUUUCACAUCUUUUUCAACAUAUAUUACGGAACUUCUGGUGGAAUCAGGUGUGGAGUUGACAGCAAAGAGUGACUUGCGUUUUAUUGAUGCCGUUUAUAAGCUUCUCCGUGAUCAAUUUCAGUAUAAGCCAGUCUUAUCAAAACAGCAGUUCCUCCAAUAUGGCUUUGCAGAGAGAAAAAUUCAGAUUGUUUGUGACAUUAUUAGUUCUGUUUGUAGAAGGCAUAAAGAAUUAAGUAACAUAAAUAAGGUGAAAUUUCAAACACAAAAGAGAAUCCAUUCUGUUAAACCGCAACCACAAGUAAACCAUUCUAACCUUCUUGAUGCUUCAACUAUCUGUACUACAGAUUUUCAGCAGAAACCUCAAAUAGAACGUCAUAAAAGUAUAUUGGAUGCAAGGAUCCCUCACGAUGUAAUCAGUGAAGCAUUGGAUGUAAAGGAGGAUGCAGAUGUCUGUGUUGCUGAUGUUUUGGACAGUGGUGCUGAUGUUUUGGGCAGUGUACAUGAACAGGUCUUAGAAGAUAGUAAUGAAUUGGAAGAAUUAAAGCACCAACUUGCUGAACUGCAGGAGAAGUUUAAGAAAGUGAACUGGGUGGAAGAUAAGUUACUAGCUUUAGAAGAGAGAUUGCAGGGGAAGAUUGUUAUAGAUGAGAAGGACUGGAAUAAUCUACUGGGCAGGGUCUUGCUCCUUGAAACACAGCUGGUACUUCAGUCCCAAAAGGAUGACUUAUCAACAGAAUUUAAUAACAUGAGUGAAGAAAUUACUUCUAGCAGAAAUAUUACUCCAGUUUCUCCUGAGAAAGAGAAGGUGGAGUUGCCAGAAAGUCUUCAACAGUCAUCUGGGUACAGUUCACUAUUAUCUGGAGAUCCAUCUCCCAAAGCCAUGGUCGUUAAUAAUCCUGCACUGUCAGAGGUUUCAAAAGAAACAACAAUACAAAGAAUGGAAAGAAUAAGCAAAAUGAUUGAAGAAACCUCAGAGUUGUUGAAGACCUCAAGUAACACCUCUUAAGACUAUUCUGCCCUAUGCAGCCAGAUCUCUGAAAGCAAUUAUGUAUGUCUGUAAAAUUUUUAGAGCUCUUUGAAUCCUUUUGUGAUUUCUCUGUGAUUAAAAUUAUUUCAAGUUAAUCAUUUUUUUGAAAAUAAAUAUUUUGUAAUAUUU